AUGAGAAGUGAUGCAACUUCAGUAACGUUAUCUUCUGGCCUUCACCUCCUCCCAACUCGGCUAGGCUAUCUAGUGUCUGUAAAACCUGUCCAGGCACGGGUAAAUCAACUGGCAGGCGAGGAACUAGAAAAAUGGGACCAGUAUUGGCUUAUGGACAUUUCCAUUCAUACAACAGCUUCUCCCGAACCUCCAAAAAUUCCAGAAGAACAGGAAAAAUUUAAAAGUAUCGGACUAUGGACAAUGCUGAUAUGGAAAUGUUUGGCCAGUCCGAAAAAGAACCACGCAGUGCUCAAGAUCAAAAUGUUUGGCGAAAAUUCAAUGAAACAAUAG
This is a messenger RNA of Necator americanus (New World hookworm), 330 nucleotides long. RefSeq lists its product as uncharacterized. The record is from RefSeq and is a predicted model, not a curated record. Bases 1 to 330 code for a protein of 109 amino acids. The transcript has a single exon. Lineage: Eukaryota; Metazoa; Nematoda; Chromadorea; Rhabditida; Ancylostomatidae.